AUGUUUGCAACGAUGCUGGAGAUAUUUCCAAUUCUAGCCAUCCUUGCAGGCCACGUCAGCGGUGUUGUGGUGACCAUCCCUGAGAAGAUGGUGAAUGUCACUACAGGUGGAAAUGCAACCCUCCUCUGUACAUACACGAGUUCUGGACCGCUGGGAAAAUUCUUUAUUCAGUGGAGCUUUUACAGUGCCAAAGAGAGCCAACUGUAUACCCAUUCCCCGUGUCACGGUAUUCUGAGUAUGGAUGAAAAGUCAGUCAGUCAUUGUCAAAAGAUGGUGUAUGUGACAGAUGCACGGGGAAGAUGUAGCUGGAGACACAAGAUCUAUUAUUAUUCAGGAGGCCAGUCUUACUCCUAUGGAGAGUUUAAGAACAGGAUAACAGCUGCAACAGGUCCAGGGAAUGCAUCAAUAACAAUCUCCAACAUGCAGCCCUCAGACACUGGUUCCUACACCUGCGAAGUUUUCAGCCCACAGGGUGACGCUGGACAGAGUCAAAAAUCUGUGAUUGUCAGUGUGCUGGUCAAACCAUCAAAACCUUUCUGCAAAAUAGAAGGAACGCCUGAACGAGGCCAUCUAGUCUACCUCUUAUGCAAAUGUGAAGAAGGAUUGCCUCACCCUACCUACCACUGGUACAAAGUAGAUGACAAUACCCUCAAGCCUGUGACUGAACAACUUAAUCCAAACACCGGCAUUCUUUACAUUGGCAAUCUCACCGAAUUUGAAACUGGGUAUUACCGGUGCAUAGCCAGCAACGUCCUGGGAAACAGUACCUGUGAGCUUGACCUAACUGCACACCAUUCAGACAGUGGUAUUGUUGCUGGUGCAUUAAUUGGAGCAAUUCUGGCAGCUGCUAUCAUUUGCAUUAUCGUCUGGGUCUUAACCAAGAAGGCUAAGAGUAAGAAGUCAUCAAGUAAUGAGAUGCAAGAAAUGGCUCAGAAACAAUCCAAUGCAGAGUAUGUUCAGGUACCGAAUGAAGAAAGCAUUCCUGCGACCACAGUUCCAUCAAGCAAUGCGACAAAUGAAUACCCUAGUGUUGAUGAAACGGCAGCCUCUGUGACACCUGAAAAUCAUGAGAAGCAAGAAGCGGAAGAAGAAGAAAUAGCUUAG
Gymnogyps californianus (California condor) is the source of this 1104-nucleotide messenger RNA. RefSeq names its product V-set and immunoglobulin domain containing 1 (gene VSIG1). The transcript is spliced from 8 exons. Gene Ontology annotation, cellular component: plasma membrane. The record is from RefSeq and is a predicted model, not a curated record. Lineage: Eukaryota; Metazoa; Chordata; Aves; Accipitriformes; Cathartidae. Bases 1 to 1104 code for a protein of 367 amino acids. Gene Ontology annotation, biological process: epithelial cell morphogenesis; maintenance of gastrointestinal epithelium.